This is a messenger RNA of Macadamia integrifolia, 2424 nucleotides long. Its product is annotated as protein BONZAI 3. The coding region runs from base 335 to 2098 and encodes 587 amino acids. NCBI's taxonomy places the organism in Eukaryota, Viridiplantae, Streptophyta, Magnoliopsida, Proteales, Proteaceae. The record is from RefSeq and is a predicted model, not a curated record. The transcript has 17 exons. Gene Ontology annotation, biological process: cellular response to calcium ion. Gene Ontology annotation, molecular function: calcium-dependent phospholipid binding. Gene Ontology annotation, cellular component: plasma membrane.
UUCUAAGAAAGGAGAACGAAGGCAGGGAAGGGGAAAUGGAGUCAACUUGGAAGUUGCAAGAUGGAACAACUCCAACGAUGUGACUUUCCACAUUAAAUAGCUUCCAAUAGCAGGUAUCCAUCUAGGGUUCAAAAACACGGAAUCAGGAUCUCUUUUAAACUCUGAAUUGCGGGAAAAUCAAAUACCCAACUCAAGAACUCGAUUUGGCCGAGCAAUUCAAUUACUGGGAGAUACAGGAAUACUUCUACAGUGAAGAGUUUCUGCUUUGCGCUUAAGUUUUGAACUUCCAUUGCCCUGAAGCUCUGACCCUCUUGUUAACAGUGUACAGAGAGAGAUGGGUGGAUGUUUAUCGGACACAAAGGGAGGACAACAGGCCGUAGGUGGGGGACAACAAACGCCCAUGCCCAUGACCGACGUAAGAGCUGCUGAACCCAAUGACGCAAUUGACUACUUCUUCAGGUCUCGCGGUUAUCAUGGCCUCCUCACCCAACUCGAGUUAUCAUUAUCUGCUGCAAAUUUACGUGAUCGGGACAUCUUUUCAAAGAGUGACCCUAUUGCCGUAGUGUAUACAAAGAAAAGGGAUGGAACACUUGAGGAACUUGGUCGUACGGAAGUAAUUAUGAACACGCUCGACCCUGUUUGGAUUGAAAAAAUUCCUAUUGCUUAUCAGUUUGAGAUUGUUCAGCCAUUAGUGUUUCAUGUGUUUGAUGUUGACACCAAAUAUCACAAUUUACCUGUGAAGACGCUGAGGUUGAACGAGCAAGAAUUCCUUGGAGAAGCUAGUUGUGUUCUGUCAGAGAUAGUGACUAAACAGAGUAGGAGUCUGACGCUUCAUCUACAUAACAGAAAUGGGCAUGGAGGCAUGAAAAGAUUAGGAACAGUUACUGUCCGUGCAGAGGAAACAAAUGCUUCGAGGGAAGCUGUCGAGAUGAUGCUCCGUUGUUCUCACUUGGAUAACAAGGAUCUCUUCUCUAAAAGUGACCCUUUCUUGAGAAUUUCUAGAAUUGUUGAGAGUGGUGGUGCUAUUCCAAUUUGCAAGACGGAAGUGGUUAAUAACAACUUAAAUCCUACUUGGAAGCCCCUCCGGCUGACCAUGCAGCAAUUUGGAAGCAAGGAUAACCCACUGGUUAUAGAGUGCUUUGAUUUCAAUGACAGUGGCAAGCAUGAACUUAUAGGACAACUUCAAAAAUCAGUAGCUGACUUGGAGAAAAUCUACAAGGAAAAAAUUGGAGUUAACUUUCAUUUGCCACCUUCUUUUCACCAUGGCCAUGAGAAGAUUUUGAAAGGCCAACUGUUUGUGGAUGGGUUUUCUGAGAAAAUAGUGUACAGUUUCCUGGAUUACAUUUCUAGUGGCUUUGAGCUUAACUUUAUGGUUGCUGUUGACUUCACAGCUUCAAAUGGAAAUCCCCGGCUCCCAGAAUCCUUGCACUACAUUGAUCCUUCAGGUCGAUUAAAUGCUUACCAGCAGGCUAUAAUGGAGGUUGGAGAUGUCAUCCAAUUUUACGAUUCCGACAAGCGUUUUCCUGCUUGGGGUUUUGGUGGAAGGCUAAGUGAUGGUGUUGUCUCUCAUUGUUUUAACUUGAAUGGAAAUGCUAUAGAUAGUGAGGUGGAAGGAGUUAGUGGCAUCAUGUCUGCUUAUGCAAACACACUACGUACUGUUGCUCUUGCCGGGCCCACUUUAUUUGGGCAAGUUAUCAACAGAGCUGCACAAAUUGCAAGCCAGACUUUCUCACGCAAGUACUUUGUUUUGCUCAUCAUUACGGAUGGAGUGCUUACUGAUCUUCAAGAAACUAAAGAUGCUCUUGUAAGGGCAUCCGAUCUACCAUUGUCCAUUCUUAUUGUUGGAGUGGGAGGUGCAGAUUUUAAAGAAAUGGAGAUCCUUGAUGCUGAUAAGGGACAUCGAUUAGAGAGUUCUACAGGACGGGUAGCCACACGCGACAUCGUGCAGUUUGUUCCAAUGCGUGAGCUGCAUGGUGGUCAGAUUUCUACUGCCCAAGCCCUGUUGGAAGAACUGCCAGGGCAGUUUUUGACCUACAUGCAAGGCAGGGAGAUCAAACCAGGUUUUGCCAAUGAAGCCCACACUUCCAUCCAAGGAUAGCUCUUGUCAAGAGUCAAGACUAGUUGAUCAUCUUGAGGCCUAUGUCUAUGUGUCAAUAUUAUUGGUGGUGUUAACAUGCAUUUUGGAGUGCACCCAAAAAUGUUGAAAAGUCUGUAAUUAGCUCUGGGCUUUCAUUUCUGGAGGUUAUGUUGACAAGUGAUGAAAUUCCUGUAUAGUUGUAAAUGAUUUAUUUUCCACACAUUACGAAGAGUUUCUACCAACUUAACAAAACAGUGUUUUAUUCUUCCACCAUUUUUGGAACGCAGUCAAUGGAUGGUAAAGAAAAACAUAAUAAGACAAAAAGUAGGGAAAAAAGUAAUGAUGAA